UGUGGGGAGAUAAGCAAAACAAAUGAUUGGGUCAAUGAUUUUUAUUCAGCUUCCGCCGUGGGUUCUUAUCUGUGAUUACAGUGUCCGAAAUUCUAAUUUCUAAACUAGCAAUAGUUUGCUUCGGACACUGAACGCAACAGGUUGAAAAAAUGGCUGUUCUUAUUUUAAUUUUCUUGGUGCUAGUCUCAGCGGCGUAUGUGGCGUACAUUAUCCUUAAGAAAGGCAUCAAUCCAAGGGACAUUCGCAUACACAGUCUACAGGAUGCCAAAAAAUUACUUCAGCUACCACCAAGUGGGGCCGGGCCCCACAGAUACUUGGAAAAAAGGGCUUGAAGGGGCUGCGUUUGUUUUCAUUG
This is a messenger RNA of Drosophila persimilis, 355 nucleotides long. RefSeq lists its product as uncharacterized. The record is from RefSeq and is a predicted model, not a curated record. Bases 150 to 332 code for a protein of 60 amino acids. The transcript has 2 exons. Lineage: Eukaryota; Metazoa; Arthropoda; Insecta; Diptera; Drosophilidae.